This is a messenger RNA of Halteromyces radiatus, 2129 nucleotides long. Its product is annotated as delta endotoxin. Gene Ontology annotation, molecular function: toxin activity. The transcript has a single exon. Bases 103 to 2097 code for a protein of 664 amino acids. Gene Ontology annotation, biological process: symbiont-mediated killing of host cell. The record is from RefSeq and is a predicted model, not a curated record. NCBI's taxonomy places the organism in Eukaryota, Fungi, Mucoromycota, Mucoromycetes, Mucorales, Cunninghamellaceae.
CUGAUUUAUUUCUUUUCCUUUGAAACACAUCUCUCUCUCUUUUUUUUUUUCUAAACCCUUAAAAGCGAAUUUAUUUCUCUCUUUCUUUUUUAUUAUAUAGCAAUGAGGAUUUCUAUAUUGGUUUUUCUUGGGUGGAUAUCGUUUUGUUUUGCGUGCGAUGCUCCCAAAGUAGAUGAACCAUCAGACAUGAAAGGAGGACUGAUGUCGGGGUUCACCAUAGCGACAGCGUAUUUAGCCGGCACAGGCCCUGUCGCCGCGUUAGGAGUUGCUGUGGUAGGCCUUAUUAUCGAUAGUUUCCUUUCAUCUGCCAAGUCGAAUGACCAAUCUCUCGCACGACUAGCCAACCAACUUCGUGAAGAAAUGGACAAUAAGAUAGAUAGCGCAAUUGUGGGCACCUUUCAAGGCCAAUUAACAGCGGUUAAAGGUAUGCUGGAUGAAUACAAGCAAGAUUAUGGUUUGUGGAUAGAAAAUAAGAUGCCGGUGGGAGCCAACGAUAAAUGGUUGACACCGUACUACCAAAAUAAGGUCAAUAAUAUCGAACAACAUAUUAAUGUUAUUAUGGGCAACAUGGAUCGAAACUAUUUGGGGCUACCUAUGUUUGCAAUCAUGGCUACCUCUCAUUUAAGUAUUCUACGCGAUGCUGCCGUCAUAGGGAAUGAUCAUCUCGGGAUUACGAAAUACAAUUAUCGACAGAUGUUUACAUCAUAUCUUAACAAAUAUGUGGCGCUGUUGACCACGGUGUAUGAUACUAAACGUAACUCACUGAUGCAGCAAAAUAUGGUGGAAAAACAACUUACCUUUGAAACAGCCAUUAUCACCAAUGCCUGGGAUGUCGCCGCCAAAUGGAGCAUGUUGAUUCCAGACAAUGGUAUCUCUCUGGACAUCUUUUACACGAGACCCGUUUAUUCGAAAAACACAAAAUGUGGAUUGGGACGAUGUAAACUAAGUUCGGCGAUAGUGGAAACGAGCAAAAACAAAGACCCUCAGUACAGAGGGGUGAUGAAGAAUUUGCAAUAUACGACAACGACGUACCGUAAAUAUGAUCCUAAAUUUGAAAGUGAUAAUCCAGCACCGCCGGUAUUGAACUCAUUUACCUCAGAGUAUACGGGACCCGCAAUAAUCGAUGCCACCAAAAACAUCACCGUAUCCUAUGUGAGUGUUCAUGAUAAUUUUUUGGAUAGCUAUUAUCAAUACAACGGUGCAGCUGGGAUCCUUACAUGUGCCAACGCCUGUCCGGGGAUCAUGUCGACACUAACGAUUGGGGGAAAGACACUGGGUAGUAAAGUCACGAAUAAAUGUGGUCCUGCAUAUACGGAUGAUAUCAUGGCCCCGCCCGCACAACAUGGUCUAUCUCGUAUUCUUGCCGCCGGUCAGGAAGCUUCGUGGUUUUUCGAAUAUCGUAAGAACGAUAACAAAGCCGCGUUUCCAACGGAUCGGGAACAAGCGAUCCGAUUCCCUGGAGAAUACAUCUUUGAUCCGAAAACUACAACGAUUGGUGAACUCAAUUAUUUACUCGGAGGACGAACUCUUCAUAUUAGUACAACUGCUACAUUUCAAAUGCCUCCUCGUAAUCAAGGAUUCAUCUACCGAGUACGUUUCUAUGUAAAAAGUCCUAUCAAUGUUCAAAACUGUGAUCUGAAAAAACAAACGUUUCAAUUUGCCGGAUUUGAUCUUUACGAAUGCGACUAUUCAGGUGUGUCUGUUACGAUAAAUGGUCCAGCGGAUCUCGGAGCAAUUGAAGUGAUUCAAAAGAAAGAACAAUGGUUUGGCGAAAGUUGCGAUACUGAUAAAGAUUGUUAUCACGAUCUUCGGUGCUUGAAUUACAAAGAUCCCAACGGAAACGCAGGUAAAAUGUGUGCUAAAUUUUGGACAUACACACGGCUAUGCGCGCCUACACAAACGGGUAGAGGUAUGAGAGAUGUACGCAAUUUUAUCUUUGGGAACGGAGAAAAGAAAACGACUAAUUGCAAGAAAUCUAACGAAUUAAUCACGGUACCUGGAGCUUAUCCCGCGCAAUGUUGUUCAGGUACUGCACGUGUAUUAGUUGAGUCGAAUCCGAAUAUUGCCCAAAAAUGGUGUGAACUUAGAUGCAUAUGAAAUAAUAAUGUUGAAUAUUCGUAUGAAAUAAA